AUGGAUGGAGCACGAGGAGCUGAUAUGCAUGCUCAAGAGUUCUUUCCGCUAAAGAGGAAGAGUAGUGAUUUUCUUGAUAAAUAUGUGAAUGGACAGGCCCAUGAAAUUGAAAACCAAGGUGAUCUGGAUGGCCGGUAUGAUCACUAUUUAGUUUCAAAGAAGUCCAGGCUGGUUCCCUCUUGCAGUAAUCAGUCUUUAGCACAGACUUUGAGGCUUGGGCUUGUGAGUGAGAUCAAUGGUAACAGUAACGUGCAGCCUAGUCAAUCGGAAACUGCUAAUAAUACUGAAAAGGUGUCUCGAGGUGCAUCUGGAAAUGGAAACCACGAUUACCUCUCAGUGGGUGUUGUCAAUGACGCUGAUUUAAGAGCGAGCAGUGUUGCACCCACUUUGAAAACCCAGAAUGUUGAUGAAGGGAAGAUUCACACGGUUGAUAACUUGCAUGAUAAUGAGCCUGCUAAUACCAUGGAACAUCUUUCCAAAGAAGAUAACGAAUUUGAUAACGAUGGAUAUGAUAAUGAGAGGCUCAAAGUUUCGGAGAAAGAAAGGAAUAUCCUAAACUCUCCCUGCAAAGUAAAUCAUGGUUCUUCACAAGUAUCUGAAUCGCCAGUACUAAAUCCCUGUGUAAAGUGUAACAAGGAGGGUUCACCAUUGUUUUGUAGCAGUAGUAAUUGCUCCUUGGGGAUUCAUGAGAACUGCUUGGGUUCCCCGGUCAAAUUUGAUGAUCAGGGUAACUUUUACUGCCCCUUUUGUGCAUAUGCUCACGCUCUUUCAGAGUACCGUAAAUGUACUGAAAGUGUCUCCUCGUUGAAGAAGGAAUUUCAUUCAUUUUUUAACAAAAAUGCUAGUCAUCGACCAUCGACCAAAGGAAAAGGCACUACCAUCCUAGAUAGUACAAACCAAAGGAACAUGCUGAGUAGUUACAAGGGCAAAGCACUAUCAUUCUGAAUAUGAUAGGUAUGAGGAUCCUGUUUACAGUCAUGAGGACGACAACUGAGGAUAGAUUGAAUCAUUCAAGGAAAAUGAAAAGGAUUAAGUGGUUAUAAGCAUCGAGAAUGACGUUCUGCACCCUGUCUUGAUCUCAGUAUGUCACAAUCAACGGGAGCAAAGGUGAUGUGGUUGCAUUUCACGUCAGAAGGGAGUGAAGGUGAAUGCUGGCACAUUAUUGGCACAGUUUCACAUGGAAAUGGAAGGACAUCCAAAGGUGGUUUAAGAUCGCCCCUUGAUGUUGAAAGUUUCUUCACGUCCUAGAAGCAUUUUGGACUGUUAUGUUACUUUUGCAGUUCGUAAGCGCAUUUUGGAGAUUCUUAAUUGAUAGAAAUCAUCAUCAACUUCAGAACCAGGACUGAAAACCCUUCUCUCUCUUUUUUCCUCUUUUUAUAUUAGAAUGUUGCUAUGGGGGACGCCAAUAACUGGCAGGGGAAGGUUUGCCUGUGUUUUCAGCGGACAAAAUGCGUUGAAUGCAUAUGUAGUACAAGGAGUGAUCGGAUUCACUCUAUGCAUACUACUCGGAGCUGCUUCAGAGUUGGGGGGUAAUGGGAGUUUAGGGUAAAUGUGAGUUAGUAACUUAGUAUGUGUGUAUAAGUGUUAUGAUUGUAUUGUAUGAUAUCUUGUGUACAUAAGGCACAGUUAAAUGUAGCAUUUGUGCACAAGUGUUGGGAACUUGGGAUUUGAUCAAAUCCCGUUGCUGCUAUUAACCACAUUAGCACAAUCCUUUGGAUUGCAAUUGUUUCUACCACAUAUGAUUCUCGUGCUUGUCAAGGUUUAUGUUUUAUAUCAUCAGGUAAUGUUACUGAAUUGUCAGAUUAGCAAAGAUUGGAUAGCAGAACAGUUCA
Molecule: messenger RNA, 1832 nt
Organism: Tripterygium wilfordii
Lineage: Eukaryota; Viridiplantae; Streptophyta; Magnoliopsida; Celastrales; Celastraceae
Exons: 3
Coding region: 1-945 (314 amino acids)
Source: RefSeq, a predicted model, not a curated record